This is a messenger RNA of Anisakis simplex (herring worm), 483 nucleotides long. The record is from the annotation of a GenBank genome assembly. NCBI's taxonomy places the organism in Eukaryota, Metazoa, Nematoda, Chromadorea, Rhabditida, Anisakidae.
AAGUUUCAGGAAGUGAGACGGAUCAUUCGUAAACGAUCGAUAAAAGGUAAUGGCGAUACGCAAUCUGAUAAACGAUGUUUCCAUAAGUUUGAAAUUUCGUCCGAAACAAAUUUCCCAAUAGAGGCUGGUUUGGCAUCAUCGGCGGCUGGUUUUGCUGCGAUUGCAUUUGCUUUUGGUCAUCUCUACAAACUUAGCAACGAUUUGGUAUUGCAAAUCGCCAGAUUAGGCUCAGGUAGUGCGUGUCGUAGUCUUUAUGAAGGUUUCGUUCAUUGGAAGGUAGGACGAAGCUCGGAUGGAUCUGAUUGUACGUGCGAGACAAUAGCACCCGCAGAUAAAUGGAAUUCGUUGCGUGCUCUUAUUUUGGUCACAUCCAGUAAAUCGAAACACAUUGGCAGUACGAAGGGGAUGCAGAGAAGCGUUGAAACUUCUCAAUUAUUAAAAUAUCGCGUCGAAGAAAUUGUUCCGAAACGGGUCACAAGGUAG